AUGGCUGCCGUCGCUAAUGCAACAAAUCCAAUUCAGUUUGGGUCGGCACCUGGGUCUUCCAACUCAGGUGUUACUUUGACGUUCUCCACACAACCAGGUACAAGUGGUGGAUCUACGAAUUUCUUCAGAAAGCCUGCACCAUUCCGACCCUUCCAACCAACUUCGUAUCCUCAAGAUAUUUUGAUGGGAGAUGGACCUGGAAGAAGGUUGAGGAAAAAUGUAGCAAAUGUUAGGAGACAUGUAGAUUACGUUUCAAAUAUUCUGAAUCAUGCCGAGUCACGAUUAUGGCAAUAUGGUAAAAGACAGAGAGUAAUUCAACAACCUGAUGAACUCUAUCAAAACACUGCUCUACCCGCUUGGUGUACACCGGAUGUUCCUGUUGAUUGUGUAUUAACUAAGUUUGUAAGAGCAGCCAUGAAUAAAGUUAAAUGUCCUGUUUAUACACUUUGCUGGACACCAGAAGGCAAAAGACUGAUUACGGGUGCUUCAACUGGUGAAUUCACACUGUGGAAUGGAACAGCUUUCAAUUUCGAAACAAUUCUUCAGGCUCACGACUCUGCCAUACGAGCCAUGACUUGGUCUUAUAAUGAACAGUGGUUGGUAUCCGCUGAUCAUGACGGUUACAUCAAGUAUUGGCAACCUAACAUGAAUAAUGUGCACAUGUUCCAAGCUCAUAAAGAUGAUCCCAUUAGAGGGUUGAGCUUCGCUCCUACAGACGUUAAGUUUGUGUCUGCUUCUGAUGAUGGAACUGCCAGAAUAUGGGACUUUGCUCGCUGUGUUGAGGAGAGAGUUCUCAGAGGACACGGAGCUGAGGUUCGAUGUGUUGACUGGCAUCCUACAAAAGGAUUAGUUGUAACAGGGUCCAGAGACUCGCAGCAACCUGUUAAACUUUGGGAUCCAAAGAGUGGACAAUGUCUUUCAACCAUACAAGAUCACAAAAGUUCUGUGAUGGCUGUUGAGUGGAAUAUGAACGGUAACUGGCUCUUAACUGGUGGACGUGAUCAUAUAGUAAAGCUGUAUGAUAUUCGUAUUAUGAAAGAAAUGAAUUCUUAUCGUGGACACAAGAAAGAAGUAACAUCUCUGGCAUGGAAUCCUGUGCACGAAAAUUUGUUUGUUUCUGGAGGAGGUGAUGGUUCAUUGGCGUAUUGGCUCGUUGGAACAGAAAAAGAAGUUGGUUUAUUGGAGCACGCUCAUGAUCAAGCGGUUUGGGCUAUGCGUUUUCAUCCCAAAGGACACAUUCUUUCCACUGGAUCAAAUGAUAACAAUACGAAGUUUUGGGCUCGCAAUCGACCAGGUGACACUCAAGAGGAUAUAUUCGGAUUAGCCUCUUUCACGACUAAUAUGGUCGGUUCUUUGGAUAAGGAACGUGAACCCAAACAGCCCGUCAUACGUCACGAUCCGGAAGAGACCACAGUAACUGUGAUCCCUGGAAUGGGACUUGAUGAUGAUGUUUAUGAGAAUAUGAAUAGGGAAGUGAACACAGCAAGUGCAGCUCCAACGGCAAUGCUUCUCAUGCCAGAAGAUUUGAAUGCUAGACAAUUGGCUGCAACUCAGAAAGCUCAUCGUGUCCUCAUCAAACAACCACCUCCAAAGAAAGCUCAGAGACAGUUCGAAAGGAUGUGGAACGUUAGCAAGCCUGGAGGAGUUGACGAACAACCGAUCGAAGAUGAUGUCUUCCGAAGACCCAAAGCAAGUCUUCUUGGAGCACCCCCUCCUUCUAUGCUCACUCAUCCAACUGGGGCGCCCCCACCGCAACCUAACUUCCCGAGCCAGAGACCACCUCUUGGUCCCCCACCCGGAUGGAAACCUAAUAAUGGUCCUGCUCCUCCUGCAGCACUGCGACCACCCCCUCAAAACUUUCCACCUCCUCCCCAAGCUGGGAGAGGCCCCCCUACACAGCCACCUACUCAACCACCGCCUGGUCGAGGACCACCCCCGCCACAAUCAAGCAGGACACCCAAUUUUCCACCAUUCCCCAAUAUGCCUCCACCUGGAGUGUGGUCAUCAGGUGUACCUCCGUCAUCUAAUGAUGAACCUGAUCCUAGGGACAUGGAUUAUAGGGGGAGUCAGUCAAACAAUUCCCAAUAUGGUAAUGAUAUCGAUCUUAGAUCUCAGCCUCCUCCUAAUCGUAUGGGUCCUCCCCCAAGUGAAACAUGGAGACGUCAAGAAAAUUCUAAUCAACUUCCACCUCAACCUUUAAUAAAUGAUCCUCGAAUGAGAAAGCCAGAGGAAAUCCGUGAUCCUCGCCGCCGUCAUCAAGAUGCUCCCCGACAACAACAACAACAAGAAUCUAGAAACAGUUGGAUGCCACAGUUGAACAAUUCGUAUCAAAAUUCUGGGCGGAACAGGCCGAGGAAGUUCUGA
Messenger RNA from Auanema sp. JU1783, 2364 nucleotides. The record is from the annotation of a GenBank genome assembly. NCBI's taxonomy places the organism in Eukaryota, Metazoa, Nematoda, Chromadorea, Rhabditida, Rhabditidae.